AUGGCAAGUGAAUCACAAAUUAUUUCUGGUGAAGCUAUUAUCGAUAACAGCUGGUUCGAUGAUCUAACAUGGUUAUCCACGAUAGAUUAUACUUCAAUUAAUGACUUAUUAUGGACAUCCGAUAGUACACGUAAUAGUAACGAUAUGGAACCUGCAUCUAUACUCGAUUCAUUAUUAUCGUCAUUAUCAUCAUUAGUCAUAGACAGUCAACCAAUACCCAUUGCCAAUUGA
Messenger RNA from Adineta steineri, 231 nucleotides. Lineage: Eukaryota; Metazoa; Rotifera; Eurotatoria; Adinetida; Adinetidae. The record is from the annotation of a GenBank genome assembly.